Spea bombifrons (plains spadefoot toad) is the source of this 2479-nucleotide messenger RNA. RefSeq names its product aldehyde dehydrogenase 1 family member A2 (gene ALDH1A2). NCBI's taxonomy places the organism in Eukaryota, Metazoa, Chordata, Amphibia, Anura, Pelobatidae. The transcript is spliced from 13 exons. The record is from RefSeq and is a predicted model, not a curated record. The coding region runs from base 163 to 1719 and encodes 518 amino acids. Gene Ontology annotation, molecular function: aldehyde dehydrogenase (NAD+) activity.
GCUGACACCUGCCUAUAUUACAGUGCGAGAGCCCUAAGUCCAGCACACUCAUCCCCACCACAAACAAAUAUUAAGUCAGUGGAAGGAAGAAAGGAGGAGAAGAAGAAAAAAGGGUGGUGGAGAAAGAGAGCUGAACAUAAUCCUAUCCAAAAGUACCUAGCUAUGACUUCAAGUAAAAUUGAGAUGCCUGGAGAAGUUAAGACAGAUCCUGCUGCCCUGAUGGCAUCUUUACAUCUCUUGCCUUCACCCACGACAAACCUUGAAGUUAAACACACUAAGAUUUUUAUCAACAAUGAGUGGCAGACUUCAGAGAGUGGGAAGGUAUUUCCAGUCUACAAUCCAGCAACUGGAGAGCAAAUUUGUGAAGUACAAGAAGCAGAGAAGGCUGACGUGGACAAAGCUGUAAGGGCUGCCCGCUUGGCAUUCUCUCUUGGGUCAGUGUGGAGGAGAAUGGACGCAUCAGAACGGGGCAGGCUCUUGGAUAAGUUAGCUGACCUAGUGGAGCGAGACAGAGCUGUCCUUGCAACUCUUGAAUCCCUAAACAGUGGGAAGCCAUUUUUGCAGACUUUUUACGUGGAUCUUCAAGGUGUUAUAAAAACGUUUCGGUAUUAUGCUGGCUAUGCUGACAAGAUACAUGGAAUGACUAUCCCAGCUGAUGGGGAUUAUCUCACAUUUACAAGGCAUGAACCCAUUGGAGUAUGUGGUCAGAUCAUUCCUUGGAACUUCCCCCUGCUGAUGUUUGCGUGGAAGGCUGCUCCGGCACUCUGCUGUGGCAAUACGGUGGUAAUUAAGCCUGCUGAACAAACUCCACUCACUGCUAUGUAUAUGGGCGCACUCGUCAAGGAGGCUGGGUUUCCACCCGGGGUUGUCAAUAUUUUGCCAGGGUAUGGUCCAACCGCAGGCGCAACAAUAGCUUCUCACCCUGGUGUAGACAAAAUUGCUUUCACUGGGUCAACUGAGGUAGGAAAACUCAUCCAAGAAGCAGCUGGAAGAAGUAAUCUGAAGAGGGUGACACUUGAGUUGGGUGGGAAAAGUCCCAACAUCAUCUUUGCAGAUGCAGACUUGGAUUACGCAGUUGAGCAAGCACACCAAGGUGUCUUCUUCAACCAAGGACAGUGUUGUACUGCAGGUUCUCGAACCUUUGUAGAAGACUCAAUUUACGAUGAAUUUGUAAGAAAAAGUGUUGAACGUGCAAAGAGAAGGAUAGUUGGGAGUCCUUUUGAUCCAACUACAGAACAAGGCCCCCAGACUGAUAAGAAACAAUAUAACAAAAUCUUGGAACUCAUCCAAAGUGGGAUUUCUGAAGGAGCCAAACUGGAAUGUGGCGGCAAACCACUAGGGAGAAAAGGAUUGUUUAUAGAACCAACAGUUUUCUCCAGUGUUACGGAUGAAAUGAGGAUUGCGAAAGAAGAGAUUUUUGGACCUGUUCAGCAAAUACUACGGUUUAAAACAAUGGAAGAAGUUAUAGAGAGAGCCAACAACUCUGACUUUGGUCUAGUAGCAGCCGUUUUUACAAAUGAUAUCAACAAAGCCCUCACUGUUUCUUCAGCAAUGCAAGCUGGAACUGUGUGGAUAAAUUGCUACAAUGCCCUCAAUGCUCAGAGCCCCUUCGGAGGAUACAAGAUGUCGGGCAAUGGAAGAGAAAUGGGAGAGUAUGGAUUGAGGGAGUACACAGAAGCAAAAACCGUCACCAUAAAGAUCCCUCAAAAGAACUCCUAAAAAUAAAAUCUAAUGUAAAUUAAUUUACUUUCCACCGAGUGUGGGGCUUCAGCAUGGCCUUGAUUCCUGUUCACCAUCAUUUUUAACUGACUGGGAGUUGAUAUAUGCUGGGUUAUUCAUCUUUGGUAAAGAAUUUAGAUGGCCAUCUCCUGGUUUUAAAAAUGUAUCUGGACCCACCCUCAGGAAUACCAUGCAACAUAUCAUGAUAUAUGUAAGCAGGAUCUGUACAUGUAAUCAAAAAUCCUUAAAAUCAGUCUUUGGGUCUAGACACAUUUCUACAUAAUUAAAACGGAAAAUGUUUAUUAUAAUUGUAAUGUAUUUACAGUAGUAGUUUGUUGUAUUUUAAAUAUGAAGUAUAAAUGUAAAAUACAGAAUGGGAUUUUUUUUUAUUAUUUUAGGAUGUUUAACACAACCACAUACCCUUUGUUUCAAGGCAUUAUUUAAAAUUAACAUAAAAAAAUUGGCUUUGGAAUAGAAGUCUCCAAAAACCUAACCACACAUGGCUACUCUGUUCAGUCUUUGCUGCUCAUUUUAAAUGCAAUAAUUUAAUGUUUGAAGGAUCCCUUUUUUAUUUUUUGUAUAAUUUUUUUUUUUAUUGAAUUUUAAUUGUAUAGUUUUUAUUAGAAAAUGCAAUAGUUUAAACAUAAGUUCUAGAGGUUUCUGAUUACGUCAUAUUCUGUAAAGUCAGCCCUGACCUUCUAAAUAACAUACGAAAGCCUCCAUUACUUGCUUUAUUGCAUAAUAAAAACACGCUAGAUAA